UCCGCGCGUCGGCGGCGUCCAGCGACGGAGGGGCAGUCCCAGGCUCGGCGGCGGCGUCGGCGGCUCCCCGCACCUUCUCUCGCCAGUCGCCUCGCGCCCUCGCCUGCGUCCUCCGCGCACCGGCCGACGAUCCUGUAAAGGCACCACAAAUAGCAAUAUGAAGUCUUCGAAAGUUAAGAAAGAAGAAGCUGAUUCUGAUGAUGAUGAUGAUUUCACGCCAAUAUCACAGAAGAAAAGUGCAGGUGCUGCUGGAAGUAAUGCCAAGACAUCCAAGGUUAAGAAAUUAAAAGAUGAAAAUUUGGAAGAUCUCAAGGAGGUUAAGAAAAGGAAGAAACGAGUUGGUGCCAAAGAAGAGGCAAACAUGGCCAUUGUAAAGGCAGAGAAGGUGAAGAAAGAGAGGAAAGUGUAUGAAUUGCCAGGGCAGAAGCACGAUCCUCCUGCAGAAAGGGAUCCAUUGAGGAUAUUCUAUGAAUCACUCUACGAGCAGGUCCCCACCAGUGACAUGGCUGCUACCUGGUUGAUGGAAUGGGGUUUGCUCCCGUUGGAUGUGGCUACAAAAGUUUUUGAGAAGAAACAAGGCCAAAAGUUUAAGUCACCGGUCAAAACAAUUGUGGCGAAGAGAAAGCCUUCUUCUCCAACUCCAACCAAGGCACUGCCUUCAUCCGCAAAGAAGUCAGUUGUGUCUGUAACGAGUGCUGGAAAACAGACGUCUCAAAAGAAGAGGAAGGCAAGUGAUGACACAGAUGACGAUGACGACGACGAUUUCAUGGCUCCUAAGGCAAAGACCAAGAGGCAUAAGGCCUAGUCUUAGCAAUCUCUAUCCUAGUAAUGAGGCGUGUUCUUCAGACAAUUUCUAGAUCAGGGAUAACCUUCGGAGGUGAUGAGAUGGUUGUUUCUUCCAUUGGUUUGCUCCUUUGGAGCAGAACUAAUUCUGUGAAGUGGCGUGCUGUAUCAAGAAGUACCACUUGUUGAACUCAAGCGUGUUUUCUCAUCUGGAAUGAAGGGAAGUUCCUGCAAA
Sorghum bicolor (sorghum) is the source of this 1018-nucleotide messenger RNA. RefSeq lists its product as uncharacterized. The transcript has 6 exons. NCBI's taxonomy places the organism in Eukaryota, Viridiplantae, Streptophyta, Magnoliopsida, Poales, Poaceae. Bases 158 to 805 code for a protein of 215 amino acids. The record is from RefSeq and is a predicted model, not a curated record.